UCACGUGAUCUUUAUUUAUGUAACUUUGUGGUGUAACAUGGUAACCUGGAAAUACAGGAGGGUGACUAGUAUCCAGCAGAAGAAGAUAAUCCGCGGACCGAACCACCCACGAGAAUAUCUAACAUACUCCUGUUGGGUUUUUUGAAAUCGCUUGUUGCCUUUGGAUCGGUGAGAGGAGCGGCUAACUCAAAGGAGACUUGAGUUUUUUUUCUUUACCUGGUGGCGAGGGAAGCGCGUCAUGUUGCUAAAUGUUGUAAUAUAUCCGUGUGGACGAUUUGUCUCAGAACGCCUACAUUAGGUAAGCAAAGAAAAUGUGUGGAGUGGAGAUAAACUGCGGCUCAACUUCGACGGACAAAUAACGGGGUCAAGAGGGCGCGCGUUCACCCUUGCGGUGUGAUUCAUACGGUAAAUGCCACACCGUCGAGAAGGAAAGUCUUCACGUGUGCUCGGCGUUAAGGAGAACGCCAAUUGUGAUCGCGGGAUACUGUGCUGAGUGACACAACACCCCCACCAUGGAGCUGUUGGAAUGCCGACUCUGCCUCUUCCCGAUGUGGGAGCCGGUGACCAUUGCCUGCGGUCACACCUUCUGCAGGAGGUGCGCGGGGACCUACCUCCAGUCUAAAUGCACGACUUGUAAAGAGAGGUUAAAACAGAGGGAAAUGAGAAACGCGAAGAACAAUGUUUUACUCAUCCGUGUCAUUGAAAAGUGCUGGCCCGAGGAUGCAAAUAUUAAGUGCCAUUUGCAAGAGAAGCUCCGCGCCAAGCAAUACCAGGAAGCUUUACGCGUCGCAAACGACGGCAUACAGCAAGUCCCAGAAGACCCAAGUCUGAAGCUGUACAGAGUUGAAGCAAACUGUGGCCUACUGCGAUUUUCUGAUGCUCUGGCGGACCUUGACUACCUAUGCUGUCUUCGGCCUUUGUGGACUGAGGGCUUCUUUCGGAAAGGGAACAUACUGUUGGAAAUGGCUCAACAGACCGAAUCCCUCAUCCAGUUUCACCAUUGCCUCAAACUUCAAGCUGACUUUCUUCCUGCUAAGAAUCAGAUCAAGAAGAUCUUGGAGGCAGAGGGCAUCUCAGUGCCAGAGGAAGUCUCCUGCAUUAUGCGAGUGUUGGCUGAUUACUUGAAGACAUCCUACUCCAUGACAGGCCUCAGUGGCACCCAGGUAACACACCCACAUAGCGAUGCAGAGGGCAAGGAGAGGAGAGACGCAUACCGGGUGCGGUCUCCAGACGGGAGCUCCAAAGUGAAUCAUGACACCAGCACCGAGUGCUGCCUCAGCAUCUGCCAAGCUGUCUCCAUCCUGCCUGCCAGUGAAGACGAUGAGAAGGGAAUGACAAGGAAGGAGGAUGUGAAGGGCAGAGGUGCCAGUUUACACUGCAGAGAAAAAACUCUGAAUGUACUCACUGUGUCAGACUUCGAGUGCCCUCUCUGCAUCAGGUUGUUUCACGAGCCAGUUACCACUCCGUGUGGUCACACUUUCUGUAAAAACUGCAUCGAGAGGAGCCUGGACCACAACCUCCGCUGUCCGCUCUGCAAGCAGCCACUACAAGAGUACUUGAAGAAUAGGAAGUACAAUAUCACAGUUGUGGUUCUGGAUAUCAUGGACUGCCUUUUCCCCUCGCAGCUGGCUGAACGGAAACAAAUCCAUGAAGCAGAGAUGGCAGAACUGUCAAACCUCACUAAGGACAUCCCUAUAUUUGUUUGCACUGUGGCCUACCCCGGGGUGCCGUGCCCUUUGCACAUCUUUGAGCCUCGAUACCGACUGAUGAUGCGUCGCUGUAUGGAGACAGGAACGAAGAAGUUUGGCAUGUGCAGCUACGAACAUGGCAAAGGCUUUGCUGACUAUGGCUGCAUGCUGGAGAUCCUUAGCCUGGACCUACUGCCAGAUGGACGCUCCUAUGUGGACAGUGUGGGAAGCAACAGGUUCAGGGUUUUAAAAAGAGGUCUACGAGAUGGCUACCACACGGCUGAUAUUGAAUAUGUGGAGGACGUCAAGGUCGAAGGGAGUGAACUGGAACUCUUGCAGCAUCUUCACGACAGCGUCUACCAACAGGCCCAGGACUGGUAUCAGCGGCUUGGCGGCCGCAUGAGAGAACGGAUCAACAGACAGUAUGGAAUCAUGCCUAAUAUUGAGGAGAACAUUCAGGCCUCGUCCAACGGUCCAGCAUGGUGCUGGUGGCUGCUGUCUGUUCUCAAGCUGGACCCUGCCUAUGAAACUACAGUCCUCUCUCUUUCUUCGCUUAAAGACCGGCUAGGUCACCUCCGCCUCAUCCUUGAGUACUUCUCUCAGAGCUAAACGCAGCAGCCUGGUGGAAUUUCUGGGAUAAACGGCCGAGUGAGGGGUCAAUAUUACGUACAGUGCAUACAUAACACUGUACUUGAGUGAAGCUCAGAAGUUCUGACUUCAACUUAUGUCAGUUUUGGGGCUUAACUACUCUGAAAUACAAAGGGACUGUUUUUAUGGCACACCUCAAGGCCAAAUCAUAUGGCCAAAACCCUAAAUAGUAAUUUAUGAAAAGACCCUCAGACGUUAUUUAAAGCUUGUCUCUUACUCGCUUUAUAUCAUUGUGAAUAUGUGUGUGUGUACAUACUGUAUAUAAGGACUGUCACAACACACUUACAAUCCCUGCAGCAUCUUUUGCCACAUUCUUGUGUGGUUUAUAGCGAAAAGAGGCAUUUAACAAAUUCAAUUGAGCGCUAACUCAAAAUUGAUCCAUGUUACGAAUAAUUCGGGGUUGAAAGAGUACACAUGGAUACAACAGUUCCAUUACCAAAGUACUGCGUCAGAACGUUGGCGAAAACAAGUGCCAGAUGUUGUUUACUCUCCAGUUUUCGCACAAAAGGCUUCCAUCGACAAGCAGAUAAAGAAUGAGAAUGUCCUGAAUUACAGUUUCAGGUCGCUGUUGAAGAGCCGGUGAAAUUAUUGACAUACGAGAAAGAAAUAUUCAUUUCAGUACUGCAAUUAACAGUUAUUUCAAUAACAGAUUAUGUUGUUGAUUACUUGGUCGAUUAAUCGAUGAAUCCGAUUUAAAAAAAAAAAGGAGCAUGUUUUAAUUUGCAUCCCUUUAUUGAAAAACUGGACAUUAUUUCACAUAACAUUUCACAAAAUACACAAGCAAAUCUGAUUCACUUAAUGGUUUGGUCGGUGACAUGUCCGAAAAUAGGUAAAAUGUUGAUCAUUUUUCAAAUAAAAAGCAAAUGUUAUAUUAUGGGGGACUACAGAGAUCUGAUCAUAUUUACCGUUGAGAAGCUGAAAUCCCAGGCAUUUGUACUACUUGCGUUUUGUCAAUACAAUGAAUAAAGAAAAGAUCAAAAUGAUUCAUGGAUUAUCAAAAAUAAAUAUGGAUCAAUUUGAUGAUCGAUUAGUUCACGAUUAAUCGCUGCACCUCAAGUUUUUGGCUUUGCAGACUAAUUGUUCCGUGGCCAAGUUGACCUCUUGCUUGUCUUCUCUUAUCCCUGGCCGCCAUUUUGGAAUGCAUCGUUUUGUACUUUGGAAUAUGAAACUACCCACGUUUUGUAUAUGAGUGAUUGUUGCAAUAAUAGUGUUUGUGUUGUGUGGAAAUUUGCACCUACUUGAAGGCUGUUUUUAAUGAAAGCCAACAACCAGGUUUCUCACUCAUGUUGUUGAUCCCUUUUUGUUGGACAAUUAGGAUAUUGUCAUUUGACAGCCUUGUUUUUUUUUUUUAAAUUUAAGUACAGGAGUCAUUGUUUGAAUCGUCUGUCAUCUGUAAUAAGAUUAAUGUGUCAAUUUCAUUGACUGGCAACCUUUUGGUUUUACGAUGACGCUAUGAAGGCCAACAUGCCAGCUCCAUCUCGACUACUCAGCGUCAUGUACUGAGGGAAAACCGCUCGAUGAAAUGGCCAUGGUGUAAGUAGCGAUAGAUCUCCAUGGUGGUAAUCUACAAUAACGCCGAUGGCCCAAACAGUGUCCCAUCACUUGAGCAGGGGUCUCUCUGCCAUCAUUCAUAUUGGUUUGGAGUGCCUUUGAGUGUGAAAAUUCUGCAAGUCUUAAAGGUUGUACGUAACAUUAUAACAUAUAGUUGUCUUUGUGGCUUCAUUUUAUGUGCAUUAAGUGCUACAUUCCAUGGAUUGGUAAUUCGUAAAAGGUUUAACGGGCUAUAAGUAUACUUUUUUUUUAACCUCAAAUGUGCCAUACAUUGUGAGAUUUAUAGAAACACUCUUGAGUUCAUGUGUAUUUUGUAACAUUAAAAUGUAAAAUUCAAAUUACUGUUCGUGCUGGCCUUUGUAUGAUGAACCACACUUGCAAGUUUACUUGUUAACAGCUUCAGCUAUGCAAGUGUGAUUUGUCUUUGGAACAACAGAGCAAGACUUGACAUGUGCUAAAAUAGUGUAUUCUAUUGAAUGAAGCAUCAAUACAAUGAAAAGAUCGGUUGACUCAGUUGUGUAUGUGACUUUUUUCCUCACACUGGCCUGAGGAAAAAAAUUAGCACUUUUCAAGCAGCUAAAGCAACCAUAACAGCUCCUUGCUGACAUUGGCCUCGUUGGUGCAACACAAGUUGACGGUACUGAUGGCAAUCAUCCAUUGGUGGCUUCAUCUCACAUCUGGCAGUACAUUUGAGGUUUUUUUGUUUGUUUGUUUGUUUUCCAUCUUUUACCCACCAAAUGAUGCAGCUUUGCUGUAUUACACUUGGCCUCUCUUUUAUGAAUAAUGUGCAGUAGUACCAGUUUUCAUUGCAAUUGAAGAACACACUUUUGCGCUUGUGUAGGAUAUGUUAAGCAUUUGGAUCAGCAAUCGCAUAUACCGGUAGUAUUUGGUGAAUGCAGGCUCAAAAAUAUAUACGGAACCUUUGCAGGGAUAGCGGUUUCUACAGUGGACAGUUAUCAGGUUACAGGUUAUCAUUGUUGGUGCAUGAAAGGGUUCAUUUUAAUUAUAAUUUUUAAUUCGCAUUCUGUUUUACCUUUACAGACAAUCAUUAACUUCCAUGUAACUGGACUACUGAGUCACUGUCCUGGAACAAUUUUCAAAAAAUGUACUUUCACCUCAAUUAAUUGUACACGGACACAAAUAAAA
Messenger RNA from Hippocampus zosterae (dwarf seahorse), 5033 nucleotides. It is a transcript of the gene lonrf4, whose product is annotated as LON peptidase N-terminal domain and ring finger 1. The coding region runs from base 513 to 2297 and encodes 594 amino acids. The record is from RefSeq and is a predicted model, not a curated record. The transcript has 12 exons. NCBI's taxonomy places the organism in Eukaryota, Metazoa, Chordata, Actinopteri, Syngnathiformes, Syngnathidae. Gene Ontology annotation, molecular function: metal ion binding; protein binding.